Molecule: messenger RNA, 2576 nt
Organism: Saccostrea echinata
Lineage: Eukaryota; Metazoa; Mollusca; Bivalvia; Ostreida; Ostreidae
Product: rho GTPase-activating protein 8-like
Exons: 16
Coding region: 185-1675 (496 amino acids)
Biological process (GO): negative regulation of endocytic recycling; small GTPase-mediated signal transduction
Cellular component (GO): cytoplasm
Molecular function (GO): GTPase activator activity
Source: RefSeq, a predicted model, not a curated record
UAUUUUUCUACACCGGAUGUUGACAUUCCGCCCAGAACAAAAUUGUCGGAAAAAUCGAUCAGCACACAAAAAGUCAGUUUCUGACAUACGAUGAAUUAAUUAAUGCGAUCAGAAGUCACUCUCUUUAUCAACAAGUUGGAGACCAUGGUUUAAUCGUCUGCCCAAGAGAAAUUUGGCAAUCAUAAUGGCAGAGCAAGAUUUGGCACAGGCUGAAAAAGCUCUUGAUGAAGGCCUGUUUGAAAACGAGGAACAAGAUUUAGAGUUUGAUGAAUGUGGACUGGAGCUGGCAGCUAAAGAAGCUGACCUAGAUUUUGAAGCUGAAUUGGAAGGAAAUUUUCCCAAUGAAAGCUACAGCUUACCAGAACAUUGGGAAUCUGGUAGAGCAAUUUUACCCACUAUCACGGACUGGAACAGCCCGGAGUUAACGAGGGAGGGAGCAGAUGGUCCCGCCCCCUUCCGUAGCGGUGCCAUCACCCCUGAUGGACUCAUUGAUGAGGAUUUUGAGGCAGAGAUAGGUACCCCAUCUUUAAAUAACUAUUUCCAGGAUGAUGAAGAAACUGAUGUAGAAUUUCAGGAUAUUGCAGAGCACAAAAUCUUAGAAGUGGCCGGAGAUGACCUCUAUGGUAGAAAGGUCAUUGUCUUUGCGGCCUGUAAAUUACCUCCAAGUACACAAAUUGACCAUCAACGUUUACUACAGUAUAUGAAGCAUGUUCUAGACCAGUAUGUAGAAAAUGACUAUGUGCUAGUUUAUCUUCACUUUGGACUAACCAGUAAAAAUAAACCCAAGCUUUCAUGGCUGAUACAAAUAUAUAAAGAACUCGAUCGCAAGUACAAAAAGAAUCUCAAAGCUUGUUAUAUUGUUCACCCAACCAACUUCAUUAAAAUCUUAUGGAAUAUAUUCAAACCUUUUAUCAGUGUGAAGUUUGGAAGGAAAAUAAUGUAUGUGAACUACCUACACGAGUUGAAGGCCCACUUACAUUUUGAUCAGUUGGUUGUUCCUCCAUUAGUCCUGCAACAUGAUGCUAAACUGGUGGCCUCCAAUAAACCUAAGUAUCCUUAUGGUGUAGACAGCAGUGAUGCCGGUACCCUGCCCACACAGCAGUACGGAGUCUCACUUCACCAUAUAAAGAAUCAUUACGGCUGUGUCAUUCCCCCCGUGGUAUCUCAGACAGUGGAUUAUCUCAGACAGAAUGCACUUGAUGUGGAAGGAAUAUUCAGAAGGUCUGCCAAUGCUGCCAACUUGAAAGCAGUGCAGAAAAAAUUUAAUCAUGGUGAGAAGGUGGACUUCUCAGUGGAGGGUGAUGAACACAUUCCAGCUGUAGCGCUAAAAAUCUUCCUACGAGACCUUCAGGAACCCCUUCUAACCUUUGACCUAUAUCAACCAAUCCUCAGGCUUCACACUGUUGAGGAUGAGAGGAAGGUGUCUGAGAUCAGAAGAAUGCUGCAUGAGGAGCUGCCAGAGGACAACUACCAGAUCCUCAAAGUCAUUAUAAAGCUCCUCACUGAGGUGGUUGACCAUUCUGCCAUGAACAAAAUGAAUUCAUCCAAUCUUGCCAUUGUGUUUGGACCAAAUCUGUUAUGGCCAAAAGGACAAGCGUCGUUGUCCAGCAUGGGGUACCUCAAUAAUUUUGCUCGACUUCUCAUUGAUAACUACAGUGAACUGUUUGACAGAUAGCAGGUCAUGACCUGUAGCUAGUACUCUGUUAAACUGGUUCCUGACCACACACUGACACAAUACAAUUAUCUUCUGGUUACAAUUUUUUGAAAACGAUUUUGGAAACAAAAUGUCUUUGUCAGUUUAAAUAUCAAUAAAAUUGAUCCUUUCUAAUGAGGACCACUCUCUAGGAGGCAGCUAGCUGUUUUAAUCAGUUCUGUAAUUGUUUCAAACAUUUUUUUUAUUCUUUGUUCUUAAUUUGUAUGUUUUAUAAUAAGGUGUCCUCAUUAGGUUUAUAUCAGAUAAGAUAAAGCAAUGUCUAGAGAAAAUGGUCAUUUAUUUGAACUAGUCAAGGGAGGCGAUCCAGAACAGUACAUGUACAUGUAGUUACUAAACAGUGCAAGUGGAGACAUGAAAUGAAAUUCUCCUUUGAAGACAGUUCGAAAUGUGUCCUACAUUGACGUAAAACAUAUCUAUUUAGAAAUGAUGUAUUGAAUGAUAUGUUACGGACACAUAUAUAUGAUCCCUAUUGUUAUGUUUGAUAAGUGUAUAUAAACAAGUGUAAUUUAUAACUAGGGUGUACUUGGACAGAGGUGCGUAGUAUUUAUAGUAGUUCUUCCAGAAGUAGGUCUAGGGAUGGAUAGAAAAAAUCCACAACAAGUUGUAUAUGAAUGAAAUACUCCAGUCUGACAAUUUUUAUAUAAAAGAAUGAAUGUUUAGUUUUCAUGCACAGUCCUCUCUCAAUAGAUUAAAGUGCUCUUGAUCAAUGUAAAAGGUACAUGUCCAUGACAUAGUCUCAUGUUGUCUAUGGUGGUCUGUAAAUCUAAACUUUGAAUUCUUCAUUAACUCUGUACACUGGUCUGUUCAUGAUGUAAUUGAAACAUUCUGUCAAGUUUUUUUUUUAAUAAAUGAAAAAAUGUUA